GAUAUGCGGAUAGGCUACGCUGCAGGCAUUUGCGUUACCCCUUAAAUGAAACCCGUUCUCGACAGAUCAUUUGUCCUUAUUCUACAGAGAGAGCUGGUUGACAGAAUAAGCAGCUGAACAACUUGGUUAAAAAUGACAGACAUGGACGUGCAUUUGGAAGGGAUAUUUCAACAAAACGGCACGGUCGUUUAUGACGACAAUUAUGAAUACAAGGAUGAGUGUGUUCCCGAGGAGGGAAUGGGCUGGAAGCCGAUCUUCCUUCUGUGGUUGUAUGUCCUGUCAUUGGUUCUGGGCCUGCUGGGAAACGGAGUUGUCUUUUGGAUUAUGGCCCAGAGGAGACGGAGCUGGACCUUGACAGACACCUUCAUCCUGCACCUGGGUGUUGCUGACUGCCUGCUGCUGCUCACGCUGCCGUUCAGGGCAGCUCAGACCUUUCAAUCUCAGGAGUGGAGCUUUCAGCAGCCCCUCUGCAAAGUCACUGGUGCCAUCUUCAAUAUCAACAUCUACUGUGGGGUCCUCCUGCUGGGUGGAAUGAGUCUGAUGUCCUCCCGCAAAGGUUCCUGGGUGGGUCACGUCACCUGCGCGUGCGUGUGGCUCAUCUCCACCCUCCUCUCCGUCCCCAACUGGGUGUUCCUGGGGGUCGUCACCAGCCAAGGCAGAAUGAAGUGCGGCCCUAGCUACCCGUCAGACUCCUGGCACCUGGCGUCCCGCCUGCUCUACCACGCGGCCGGCUUCCUGCUUCCCUCUGCCGUCCUGCUCUACUGCUUCACCUGCAUACUGCAGCGCGGCUGCCAGGUCCUCCAGAAGCACAAGGUGGUCAGGGUCAUCCUGGCCCUGGUUCUGGUCUUCUUCCUCUGCUGGACGCCCUACAACAUCACCCUCUUGGUGGAAACCUUCGGUGUGAAACCAGCGGAGCCUUCAGAAGGAUCCUGCGAGUGGAGAAGGAUAGAGAGCGUUGUGGAGGUCACCGCUGCCGUUUGCUGUUUUCGCGCCUCCCUAAACCCUUUGCUGUAUUUCUUGGUGUGCGGGAACUUUAGGAGGGUGGUGUUGCAGAAGCUAAGGAGACAGAAAGGGGCUCAUAACAAUACGUUUCUGUGGGCUUCGUCUGUGACCGAGCAGACUUCACCCAAGGAGAAUGGGGCCUUGAACCAAAGUCGUUUUCAGCAGGAACAGUCCAUCCACUGCUGACCUGAAGGGCGGAAACAGAAACCCUAUGACUAACAGUGACAGUGGUUAAUCAUACUGGGUCUGUACUUCAGGUGAUGUCAGAGGGUCAUGGGGCCAGUGAGUGGAUUGUCGAUACUGUGUCACAAUGACAGGGUCUGUUCUAUACUGCGAAGGCUAGUUUGUUAUAUCUGGCUUGUGGCCUUUUUUACUGUAAUGUAAAGAUUUCAAAGAUAUUUUAAUUAGUUUGUGCUAUGCUUUUUUUUAAACACAUUUUUGUGGUUACGGAUUUCUUUGAAUUCAGAAUGGUUAUGUAUUAUGAAUUGUUAUAUGAAUAUAUUUUUUCAAUUAUUGUUUUAUUCACCACUUUGAAGUGGCGAAUAACAUUAUUGCGCCACAAAUAUAAAAUUAAUAUAAUAAUUUAAAGGAAAGGUUAAUGAUGUGAUAUGCACCAGAAGAUAAUUAAAUAAUUGUUACAGUGUUAUAGUUUUAUUGUAUGGUACAUCUAAGUAUAUGUCCUGUUGUGAUUCCAUAUAAGGACUUUCUAUUUACUCUCUAGGUAUAUUGGAAAUGUCCCGUGUAAAUAUUCAGACCGUACUGGGUACUGGGGAAUUCCCAGGGUAGUUUUAGGCAGCUCAGCUCCCUAGUUACUCAACAUCAGGCCCUGGGACUUCCCUCCAGACACAAGUCUCAGACACGUUGUGUUAAGACAGUCUCUUGUUGCAACAGGAAGGCAUUUCUGGGCCUUUCUGCAGAUUCUGACAUCAUGGGUCAGGUGAUGAGAAGAGAAUAUGUGGGAGAAUCGAGGAAAAAAGCUUCAUUUGCUGGCCCUGUGCCCGUUAUUACAGAGUGAGUAUCUCUGAGGGCCGUCUGAAUGCUUGUGUCUGAAAACAAACGCUUGCUUUGUGCACUCAGUCCUAUAGUGUGGGAGACAACAGAGGGAAGGAAGCUAAGGGACUGGGAGGGGAAACAUUCAGAAAGCUAUCAUUGGAUGAAGAUUGUAAGCUGUGAUGUGAUUAUCUUUAGUCUCAGGGCAGGUCUGGUCUAGUCAGUGUUAGUGUGCAAUGCAGUAUUUAAAGAAAAAACGUCCAUUUGUCUCUUACGUGCAAAUAUUUCCGAUAAAUGACAUCAACCCACAC
This is a messenger RNA of Osmerus eperlanus (European smelt), 2303 nucleotides long. RefSeq names its product C-X-C chemokine receptor type 4-B-like. The transcript is spliced from 3 exons. Gene Ontology annotation, biological process: G protein-coupled receptor signaling pathway; positive regulation of cytosolic calcium ion concentration; cell chemotaxis. Bases 133 to 1188 code for a protein of 351 amino acids. Gene Ontology annotation, molecular function: C-C chemokine binding; C-C chemokine receptor activity. The record is from RefSeq and is a predicted model, not a curated record. Lineage: Eukaryota; Metazoa; Chordata; Actinopteri; Osmeriformes; Osmeridae. Gene Ontology annotation, cellular component: external side of plasma membrane; membrane.